This is a messenger RNA of Impatiens glandulifera, 1316 nucleotides long. Its product is annotated as SAGA-associated factor 29 homolog A-like. Gene Ontology annotation, cellular component: SAGA complex. The coding region runs from base 198 to 1016 and encodes 272 amino acids. NCBI's taxonomy places the organism in Eukaryota, Viridiplantae, Streptophyta, Magnoliopsida, Ericales, Balsaminaceae. The transcript is spliced from 9 exons. The record is from RefSeq and is a predicted model, not a curated record.
CAAUUUGAAAAUUCUGUCAGGAAUCCCAAAAAGUCAGAUUUUCGCUUCAAAUUUAGACCUUCCUUUCUCUUUCUUGAUUCCACCGAUAUCUUCUCACUGUCCAAACUAGCAAUUCGAUCGAGGAGUAGGCUUUUGGAGGAAGAAGAAGAGGGUGGUUUCUGUUGCUUUCUCGAAACAUCAACCAGUAGACUACGAAGAUGUCUUCAGUACCUGAUGUUGCUGGAAUUGUGGAUAACUCCAAGGAACUCGAUCGGCUACGGAAAGAUCAGGAAGAGGUUCUCAUUUCCAUAAAUAAAUUGCACAAGAAACUUCAAUCCACACCUGAGAUGGUUGAGAAGCCUGGGGAUAACACCUUGGCAAAUCUUAGGGUUUUGUACACUCGAGCUAAAGAGCUUUCUGAAAGUGAAGCAACAAUAUCAGGUCAGUUGAUAAGUCAACUGGAAACACUAAUCCCAUCUGGACAACCUGGGCAGCAACGAAGAAGAAUAGAAGGUACUGAGCCGAAAAAGAAGAGAAUGAAGACCGACAUGGAUAUGCCCAGACAUUCUCAAUCUAUUCGAAAUCAGCUGGAUGCACUUGCUAGUUUGAAGGGCGAACAAGUAGCAGCUAGAGUAACACAAGAAAAUGCAGAGAAAGAUGAGUGGUUUGUCGUUAAAGUGAUUCAUUUUGACCGGGAAACAAAAGAAUUUGAAGUACUUGAUGAGGAGCCUGGUGAUGAUGAAGAGAGUGGUGGGCAGAGGAAGUACAAGUUGCCAAUGUCUCGCAUUAUACCGUUCCCAAAGAGAAAUGAUCAACCAGGUGCUCAAGAAUUCCCUCCUGGCAAACAAGUUUUGGCCGUGUAUCCUAGUACAACUGCACUGUAUAAAGCAACUGUAGUCCAACUCCUUAAGAGAAAAAACGAUGAUGCCGGUUAUGUCUUGGAAUUUGAUGAUGACGAGGAGGAAGAUGGGUCUUUGCCUCAGAGGGUUGUGCCUUUCCAUAGGGUGGUCGACCUACCUGAGGGACAUCGCCAGUGAGUAUAUAUAUAUAUAUAAUAUAUAGUAAUAAUUAUAUGUGUUUUCUUUUUAGUAUAUUUUAAAACUGAUCUAUUGUAUUAUUUGGUUUUUCAAUUUGGGAUUGUUCUAAGUAAGGGUAUGAUUUAAAGGCAUAAGUUAGGGUAAGCAAGCAAGCAAGUUGUUUGUUAGUAAAGAAUAAAUCCAACACUGGUGGUCUUCUUCUUCCUCUUCUGUUGUGAAGUUGGUUUGGAACUUUGAACAUCUGCAAUUAGAGAUGAGAACAAGUAUUUAUACUAAUAUGAUUGUGAAGUGGUGUUUCUA